UGAUCGGGGAUUUCACCAUUAAAACCUAUGGGGAAAAAAUAGAAUAAUAAAGAAAGGAAACAGUAUGUCGGCCCUGUCGUUUGAAGGUUUGAUCGGGAGAGGAGGAUUUGGGGCUGUCUACCUUGUAAAAGACAAGACCGACGGAGAGCAAUAUGCUCUCAAAGUUGUGGACCUCGGGAUAUUUAGACCCGAUUUGUUGGAAAGGGCCUUACAGGAAGCUGAGGUAAUGAAACAACUCGAUCACAACCACGUGGUUCAGUACAUCGCAUCGUACAAGAAGGGCACAAACAUCUUCCUGUUCACAGAGUACUGUGACGGCGGGGAUCUGUCUCAGUUUCUUAGGGAAUCUAAGGAACAACUACCGGAAGAACUUGUCGUCUGUUGGACGUGGCAGAUGUCGUCUGCACUUUCUUAUAUGCACUCCAUGGACAUCAUUCACAGAGAUUUGAAACCAGAAAACAUCUAUUUGACAAAAGAAGCCAAUCUUAAACUGGGUGACCUUGGCAUUGCCAGGGAACUGGACGCAGAUAGUAGAAUGGCGUUCACAGUUGCGGGUACCCCGUGUUAUAUGAGUCCGGAGGUUUUCUAUCAGCAAGGAUAUGACCACAAGGCUGAUAUUUGGAGUCUGGGGUGUAUUGUAUAUGAGCUGGCCACCGGGAAUAGAGCGCGCGACGGACUAGAAUUACUCGUGUUUCAACUGAUUGGUGACGCAAAUGUUCUCGGUGGCAAGAAAUUAGUUCUUCCUGAUAAUUACAGUAGCGAACUAAAAAAACUUGUCACUGCAAUGUCGGACAGAAAUGAAGACGUCAGACCUAGUACCGGCGAAAUCAUUUCAACGUCACCGGUUAAAGAAUACGCUUCUUCGAAGAAACCCCCUUUAGAUAUAAUUAAAUCUACCGGUUACAAAACCACUUGGGGUACAGACAAAUCGCAAACAGUGCACCUGCACGCGUUCGUUCCACCAAAUAAUUUCAAAGCGAAGGACGUCACGCUUCCUGCAGACAGAAAGAAGUUGCGUAAAACAGCCCUCCCUGUCUCAGGACGAGGACCAAUGAAAACGAAGCCUGUCAGCCAGAGAGAAGGCGCCACUGGAGGACGCGAAAUGCAGACAUUCAAAACAUUCAUGAAUAUGAUGAUGGAUAAAAGCAAGAUUUAUGACGAACAGGUCACCGCUCUGGCAACAUCCUCGGUGGCUUCAGAAAUGAGAGAACAACGAAUAGAUUUGCUGCUGAAACAAAUCGUGAUUUUGCAACAACACUGUGCACGUGAAAUCGGCAUGAAAACUCUGUCAGCGGUAUAUCGGGUCAUGUCAAAAACGCAGAACCUUGCAGAUCUAAAGGAUGCUCUUGCAUCACUAAUGGGAGACGAUGGCGCUGAACGCUUUGGACCACAGUUAAUUUUUCUGAGGAUGUACGAGUUGGCGUUUGAUCGCUCUCUGCAAAUCAUGGAACAGAGAAAAUAGAAUCUUAAACUUCAUCUGACAUUUACUUUUGAGCCCGCACAAUGUGCCUGCAACGCUCGUUUGAGAGAAUCAUGGGUGGGGUUUGAACUAGUGUUGGGAGUAUAUUGGAGUUUUAUUGAUCAGUCGUCGAUUUGCAUAAUCUUACUCGCAUUUUACAAAUUCGCUUAUUUGACCUUUAAUAUUUUAUUCAGUAUCCGUGUCCUUUAUAUAUACAUGUACAUGGAAACAACCCAACCCACCCCGAUUUCACAGUUAUUUAAGAAUUGAACGUUAUAUUUUUUGACGUUCAUUCGAAUAUAAACACCAAAACCGUUUUACACACUGUAUGAAAUAGCGUAGCGCGUUAGCACGAAGCCGUUCAUACAUAAGUUAUAAUUCCAAAUGCAUUAAUAUUGCCAUUAUACAAAACUAUAUUAAAAAACCCAAUCGAAGUCUAUUCCACAAUGAUUUACAACUGUAUCAAUACACAAAUAAGGGAAUUCUCCUAGAAAGUUACAUUCGUUUUUUUCCGUCAAAUCUCCGAUUCAUUAUAUUGAUUUACAUACGGUUUUAUAAAUUUUAAUUGUCUGAAUCAGAUGUGGAUAAAACGUUAUAAAAUUUAAAAUAACAGAACAUCAACUGAUAACGCAAACAAUUUUUCCAUGAAUUUUGAACUAAUUAACAUGAGGGAGAGCGUCAGAUUAUUUAGAAGAUUUAUCUACUACCUACAAAAGUUGAAGAAAAUGUAAGGUUUUUUUUGCCCUACUCUAUUUAAAUAAAGGUAACUAUAUAGCUUGCGUCCCCCCCCCCCCCCCCAAGGUUGUAUCCC
Molecule: messenger RNA, 2270 nt
Organism: Gigantopelta aegis
Lineage: Eukaryota; Metazoa; Mollusca; Gastropoda; Neomphalida; Peltospiridae
Product: serine/threonine-protein kinase Nek4-like
Exons: 11
Coding region: 65-1462 (465 amino acids)
Biological process (GO): protein phosphorylation
Molecular function (GO): ATP binding; protein kinase activity
Source: RefSeq, a predicted model, not a curated record